Molecule: messenger RNA, 12245 nt
Organism: Apis cerana (Asiatic honeybee)
Lineage: Eukaryota; Metazoa; Arthropoda; Insecta; Hymenoptera; Apidae
Gene: heca
Product: hdc homolog, cell cycle regulator
Biological process (GO): transmembrane transport
Cellular component (GO): membrane
Molecular function (GO): transmembrane transporter activity
Source: RefSeq, a predicted model, not a curated record
CCGCCGAGCCACGGCAGCCGGCACGCUGUCGUCGCCGGCGCUCAGUGACUUGUGCACCCUACGUGCGAGCAAGUGUUUUUCGUCGUGGACUCUCCGUGUGGCACGAGAAAAAAAGAAAAGAGAAGAAAGCGGAGCUUUGGUGUGCGUAUGGCUUGGAUCGUAGUCAUCUCUUUCGUUUGAGUGAACUAACCAGGGAACGCGUCACGAAACUUCGAUCGAAAAUUGCGUUCCACGCUGCGCGCGCUUUGCGCCGGUGACCCUGACAUUCGACGAACGAGAGCGGCUCGAUAUAUUUGCCCGAACGUAUCGGUUAGAGAAUCAUCAUCGUUCAAAAUUGUUAAUUGAAAGUGUCCGAUCUUUGUUGAUUAUAUACACAUUUUUUGUACGGAUAAUCAUCGUUCGAAGAAACAAAUCAUCGAAAGACUUCACUGAAUCUACCGCGACGUGGCGUCGCGGAACCACGCUGACCUUGACUUUGGUACACGAAACACAUCACACCACAACUGAAGAAAAUAGUUUUAGAAAUCGAACCGCAGCCAUUGUUUAUAGUGAUAUAGUCUCAAGCUCGUGCCUGGAGUGACCGUUGUUUUUAUACACCGUUCUUGUGUCGAAACAAACAUCGAAUAAUAGUUUAUUUGGGCAUAUUCAGCAUUUUCAAAUAUCGCCAAUUGACGCAGCGCGGUUUUCUCGUUAUCGCCCGCCUUUUUUCUCAAGUACCAGACAUAUCCGCUGCGUGUCUCUGCAAUUUACUACGCGCCACUUGGCGAAACAUCGAACCAGUCAUUGAAUGGGUGUGUGUGUGACAACGCAGCAAAGACGCGGGAAUUGUGUAAAGAUGAAAGAAUAGAAAAUAACCGUACGUGAAGCGUUGUGCAACGAAGCAAGUCUCGUGAUUGGUCGAUUGUCUAUACAGCUGUGUCAUUUACCUAAUUUCUCCGAGUUGUUUACCGACACAAGAAGACACAUCGGUGUGUGGUUCACGGUGAACCAAUUGCAAGAAACGGCGAAAAGCACAAGGGUGUGUUUGACACCGAUCCGGGAAGAGGAAGUGAUGGCACCACGGCGUCACGCAAACGGCCACGCUGGUGUAUUGAUGGAGAACGGUGGAGGAGGAGCCGGUGGCGGUGGUAUACACGACACGAUGGAGAACAACCUGCUAACACAGAAUCAAACGACUCGUUGCUGUACGCCUACCGGUGAAUGCCUCCGAGGCGAUGCUUUAAUUCGCUUAAACGCUCUACAUGACACGGUCAAGGUGACGUGUAACAACGAUAGUUGCCCGGUCGGUCAGUUUAUGCAUCGCGAGUGUUUCGACGCCUGGGAGCAGACCGUACUCACCUAUUUGAAGAGUUGUGGACGCGCCCGUAGCUGGUCCGAACGACAGCGCCAUCAAAAUCUGUGGACGAAAAAGGGUUACGAUCUCGCGUUCAAAGCGUGCGGUUGUCGAUGCGGUCGUGGACAUUUGAAGAAAGAUUUGGAUUGGAUGCCACCGGGAACGGGGAACGCGCCUGGAAAUCGACAAGAUGAGAACGAAGCAAAGAAGAAGAAACGACGUAAUCGGCAAAACACCAGGCCUACGUUAGCUGUUUCGGCCGGACCUCCGAGCCACGGCAAUCACGUUUCGACGAAUGGUCGUGGUACUACCGAAGCGCAGUUGAUCGAAUCUGGACGUGGAAGGGCUGGUUCCUUGUCAUCUAGCACCGGUUCGAGCUCACCACCCGCAACCAGUGAACCCAGUGUUAGCCCUCUUCAUCAACCGCAGGUUAUGAUGAAGAAGAAGAGCAAAGUUGAUUUCUUUAGUGAUCGAGCUCGGCAAAGUUGCGGUGCGAAUGGAAUCUUUUCUCGCCGCCUGGACUUCAGCGCCUUCAACAGCCUGCCGCGCACUAAACUGAACUCGUAUCACAUAAAGAUGGAAGACGAGGGCAAUCACGGGAACGAUGACACCAGAUGCUUCAUCCUGUCCACUCUCGCGGCGCUUCAGUGGUCCAGAGUGUCCUGCGUCCUUUGUCGGGCGCCUAUGCUCGUUUUCGACAGGUAUCCAUUGGUGGACGGCACUUUCUUCUUAUCACCGAGACAGCACUCGUCCGCCUGUGCAGAGGUUAAAGUGGAGGGUCGCACGCAGUUCUUGUCCGCUGUUUGUAUGAGUUGCCUGGAGGGAAGUGGCGGCCAGCCUGUACGUUGUCGCUGCUGUACUCAACCCUGGGAUGGAUCCAGCUUGGUUCUUGGCACCAUGUACAGCUACGAUAUCUUCGCUGCUAUGCCCUGUUGCACCGAGAGACUCAAGUGCAACAGCUGCCAGAAGCCGCUCAUCUACCCGCACCAGCGGCUCAACUUCUACUCGGACUAUAGCCGCGUGUUCGCGUGCCCGCAUUGCCGUGCCGUCGACGCCCAUUUCGUGAAACCGCUCUCGGUCUGCUUCACCCGCGACCAAUUCCAGCUCUACAGCCAGUGGCCGUAACCAUUAGGGAACUUAGCUAACCGGCGUCAUCGAAUCACUGCGACUGAACCGUGUCCCCUCUUCUUCGAUCCACUCAUCUCCCUGCUCCGGGCGACCUUGCUCUAGAUCCUUCCAACGCAUCGUUUUUUCAUUCUUCUGAUACGAUUAUAUAUAUAAACACAAACACAAACACACACAUACAAUACACACACAUAUAUAUAUAUGUAUAUCAUUACCGAGAAGAGAUGAUGGAGAUGAAGAAGAAAAAGAAAGAAAAAAAAAGGAAGAAAAAAGUUUAAGCAGACGGAAUGUUAAAGGAAGAAGCGUGAAAAGUAUGGCUUCGGUACUCGUCACUUCACUUUCUACCAUUCUGCGGAGAAAGAUCAUUUUCUUUCCCCCUCUUUAGUUUCGUUUAUUUUCGUUUUUUUCUUUUCGAUUCGAUCGCGUUUCGAUUUUGGAGCGGGAACGAUUUCAUGAAAAUCGUGCAUUUGAUAAAUUGAUUCUCUGAUGAUUUUCGUUUCUUUUGAAGUUUGAAUUGGGUAGAGCGACUCCCCUCCAACGAAUGUCGGAACGUAUUAUUAUUAUUAUUAGCUUUUUCCCCCGUGCUGUAUUAUGAUUUAAGUAUUAUUGGAUCUUGCCGAUUAUCCGCAGAGUGGGAAAGAGUGGACUGUCGAGUACCUGGCGCUCUUAUAGAAAGCGUUUUAAGAUUUUUCUUUUUUUCAAUAGUAGGGUUUAUAUAUGUUGAUACUAUGCAAGGGACGAAUCGAGUGUAUUCGAUAGACGGACGCUUUGGAUGGUUGGGCACGUGACGACGUAUCCAUCGAUUUCAAUGAAGUGUUAAACACGCUUGGCGGCAAAUCUGGCCAAGGAUCUAUCAUCAGUAUUAUUUAUAAGAAUGGGGAGAAGAGGUGUUUACAUUUUUUAUAUCUUUUUUAAGUUCUUUCUGUUAUUCUUUUUGUUUAAAUUAGCAACGAAGAACUGAUUCUUCGUUUUUACUUUUUUUUCGUUUUUUGUUCGUUUUUUUGUCAUUUUCAUUGUGUUCCAUUCGGCGAAGAAUCGAUUUAGUCGAAUUUAAAUGCGAGUAAAAUUCUUUAGGAUGGCGUAAAUGAUAAAAAAAGGGAUGUUUAGUCGUUCGUGUUCUAGAGGUUAAGAGAAAUAUUUGAGAAAAUUAGGUUUAUAAAAAUAAAAAGGAAGGAAAGAAAAAUCAUCGAGGAAUACGUCGAUACGUGGUCAAUUCGCGUGUAAUCCGAAAAGUUUUUAAUCGUCCCUCGCAUUUUCUAUAUAGUCGAAUUGCGUUAAUCGAAGGGAUAAAAGAAAGACGACGAAUCGUGGAUAAACAUGAAUCGAGAUACGCAGAAUUAUAAAAAUAAACAAAAAAAAAAGUAAUAAUGGUCAAACUUCCCUGUAUAUUAAGUAGGUAUUGUGUUAAGGAAGAUAAAAAGGAAAAAAAGGAAAAAAAAAAAGAGAAAAAUAAGAAAAAAAAUGACAAAAGGCGAUUUCAUACGAAUAGGGGGGAGAAAAGAUAUGAGAACUAUCGUUUGUUACUUAGAUAAUCGAACGUUGUUUUUUUUACAUUUUAUUAGUUUAUACGUUUACGGCGGCCAUGUUGAUUUUGUUUAAGGAUCUACAACUCAUUCGAAUGAGUUUCACGUUGAUCGGCAGGACGCCCAGCGAUCUUCCACCCUCGAGAUCAAUCUCCCUUACGAUUAUAAUUUUUGAGAAUAAAACUUUCGAAUAAAACUCCUCUGGAAAUAUAUAUAUAUAUAUAUUUUUCACGGGCAGAUACUGUGUUUCGAGAAUAAUUAUCUGAAAAACUAAUUUUCUCUCGAUGCAGCGUCCAUCCGUGAAAAAUAACCAGAUAAAUUCUCGAUAGUUUUACCCUCAACUGUAUCCACACUCUUAUUCCUCGAUCCCCGAAGUCCAUCCCCCUCUUUUUUCUUUUUUCUUUUUUUCGUGAAACAGAGGACAUUCGGUUUACCACACGAAAACGGGAAAAAACAAAUCCUCGAUUUACUUUCCUCUCGAUCCCAGAUCCCUUUUUCCACCCCAUUUUCGUUUCAAUUUCGCAGCAACGGCGUGUUCCAAGUUGGAAGUAUACUCGAGGGUUGGUCGAAAGCCACGGGCGUCCGAAGAAGCCAGUGUAAAUACGUAAUUAAGCGGGAGAGGAAUAAAGGGAGUAGUGGAUGGCGGAAGGAACCGCAGGGUUCUUUUAAAAAGAUGGUGGAAGAGUGGCGGAAGAGCGAGAGAGAAAGCACGGGUCGUGACGUUUCUCUCGUAAGGAAGAUGGAGAAUAUGGGAAUGGAUUCUCGCGAGAGAAGAAAGAAAAGGAUGAGAAGGAAAGAGAGAGAGAGAGAAAGAGAGAGAAGGAAAAGAAAAAAAAAGAUCUUCGUUUUUUCUGGCGAUGCUGGUCGUUGCUAUCCAUCAAUAGCGGCCGUCCCACAAACAGAAGACCGCCCACCGUUUUCCCAAGGUAGUAUAGUCGAUCGUGUACCUUCUUUACGUUACUUCGAUUUAAAAAAAAAAGUAUACUUAAUCCAUUUGUACGCCGGGAAGUAUAUAUAUAUAUAUAUUUAGGAGAUUUCUAUAACGUGUAGAGGUUCUUUAGCGAGGACACGUGAACCCUGUUGCCUGAUGCCUUUCGUGCAAUGUCCUCUUGAGAAUGAAUCGAGAGAAAAAGAAGGAAGAAGAAGAAGAAGAAAAAGAAAAACAGUAAGAAGAAAAAAAAAAAGAAGAAGACGAAGGAAAAGGUUGUUUUCGUCUAUUACGUGAUUUUGUUUCCUUUCUUCGUUUGUUCGUGGAGGGUGUCACGACGGGCAAGGGGGUUCAUUUUCACAACCGAGCGCACGCUAUACGACGAUUUAAUCUACGAAGAAUAUUAGCGAGAGUGAGGCGUGUGAGCGGCGUGAAUGCGAGCCAAAAGGGAGAGAAAGGGAGGAGUGAAUAAAUUGCCGAAGAGUUGUACGUAUGUGUGUAUGUGUGUGUGUGCGAGAGAAAGAACGAGAGACAGAGAAAAGGAGAUCAAAAAGGAAAAAAGUAAAAAAAAAAGAAAAAAAGAAAAAAAAAAGAAAAAAUUGAAGAAAAACAGAGGAUAUUCGUGUAGGAAGACCCGUUCUUGGUACACAUAUAUACUUAUUACAUGUCCUAUGUAAAACCUUUUUUUUUUUUUUUUUUCUAACAGCUCGAAUAAAAACGAGCCGAAGAGUGCGUUAAUAAUCAUCAUCGUCAUCCGAUUUUUCACCGCGCUUUUCUCGUUCAGUUCCUUAGAGUUUCUUUUGAUCGUGUCGCGAAGAAACCGUUUUUGCGUUCGAAUAGAUGAAAGAAAGAAAGAGAGAAAGAGAGGGAGAGAAAGGGAGAGAGAGAAAGAGAGAGAAAGAGAGACAUGCAGGCAGAACAAUAUAGUAGAAAGAGAGAAAAAGAAAUGGAGGAGAAGGAGGGAUCGUCUCUCGUUAAGUUUUUCUCAGAGUGCCAAAUAGGGGAGAGAAAGAUAGAGAGAAUGGAAGAGGGAGGCCGGGAUAAAAUGAAAAAAAAAAAAAAAAAAAGAAAAAAAAAGAAAAAACGAGAGAGAAAAGAAAAGAUAAUCGUCUAUGAUAUUGUUUUUUUCGCGUAUUAUUUCACUUCUUCUGGGACACGGGACACGCGAUUUUCUUAGCUUCCACGCUUUUCAUCCGGUUAAAUAUCAAAAGAUCAACGCGCGUUACGAUAAUCGCGUUAUUAGAAAUUAGGAUUAAUCUCGAAGCUGAUCUGUGGUGGUUUAUUAUAAUGUAUAAACGAUAAUUAUAAUAUACAAAUAUAUAUACAUUCGUUUCGUAUUUAGUUGUUUCGUGCCCGGUGAUUCUUCUUGUAUUAUCGAUAAAUAAUUGAAACGUUGCUCGCGUGUGCGAUUCGUUCCCGGUUCAGUUAACGCGAGUUCGCGUUCGUGUGACGAAACGAAUGGAAAAAAGGGGGAAAAAAAGGAAAAAAAGAGUGAGAGCGUGCGUGUGUGUGUUUGUGUGUAAGGGAGAGAGAGAAAGAGAGAGAGAGAGAAAUAAAUCCUCCCACGCCGCGCCACGAAGCGCGCGAGCGCGCCUAUACUACUUUCUGUACUCCCUACCGUUUUCAAUUUUUGCUACGUGGUUCGCGUCGUUGAACAGAAUUUUGGGUGCCCCACGAUGCGAUGCGAAUUAAUCGGCUCACUUUCAGUUCCUAGUUUCGAGAUCGAUAGAGAGAAAGAGAAAGAAAGAGAGGAACACGAGGGAGAAGACGAUCGCGCGUUCCUCUCGCGGGAGAAGUCGAUCCGCGAUCGCGACGCGCGCCCUCCCUUUUUCCCCCGAUCGAUCGAUCGUCGAUCCUCUCGCGAUUUUUCGAAAAGUUAUAGUUACCCGGUUUGAAAUGCGCUUUUCGAUUGCAAACAACGAAUCGCAAUUUCUUGGAAUAAGGAGGAAGGGGGAGGGGGAAUUUUUUGUAGAGACGCGCGAAUAAUAUCGAACUAGGAUCGAAUCGAUCUUACCUUAACGUAUCCGAAAACUUAUUUACACGCGGAGCAUGUAAUACCAGCUGCAACAUUUGAAUAUUAGACGCACGAAAUUCCAGCUUUUUGCAGAUCGCGUCUCUCGUCUGCACUAUUAUCCCCAAAACACGGCGAUCGAUCGUCAAAGGGGAGCCGCGCGAUACCUUCGAGGCACCUGAAAAAUUCGAUUUGUAAAGAAAAAAAAGAAAAGAAAAAAAAAACACGAUUAGUCAGUUUCGUCGACGCGUCGGCGUACCUAUAUCCUAGGAUCGUUUUUAAGGGAAAUUUGCAUCGAAGAAGCGUAUAAUAUCCAGAGGAGAUAAACGUCCUCCAAUGGAUCCGAGAGGGGCGAUGGAAGGGUAGUGUACGAGAGCGCUUUUUAGUUUUUCUCUAAAAAUGGGUGCGUCUCGACGCAUAAACGGCGCACUCGCUCUUAGUAGUUGCUUAAGGCUAAACCUAAUUAAUAAACCUUUAAGGCUAAACCUUUUUUUUUUUUUUUUUUUCUUUAUUCUCCGAAAGUAAAAGUAAAAGUAACGAUUUUUCUAACCUUUUCCGCGCUCCGUGACGUUUGUUUUCGAGGAACGGGAGGCGGUUUCAGGUAGGGAGGAGACGAUCCCAAAUGUGUUCUUUCUCCUCGACUGCAAUUUAAUCCCUCUGUUGAUGAAUCUACCUCGAUCCACGCGACUCCACGAGAGGAGAGCAUUUUUCUGUUUUCCUUUUUUCGGCACGGGAACUUUAUCCUUCUCGCGACCAUUGCAAUAAUUAUUCGAGAGGGAGAGGACACGCACGAAAAUACGCCUCUGAAGCGUAUCUUUUUUCUUUUCUUUUUUCGAAUCCUCCCCCGCGAUCCGUUUCUCGGUCCGGAGCGGAUGAUUUUUCUAUAUGUCGGUAUUUUUUAAUAAGGAGACGAAAAAAGGGUGAACACGCGUUUCGUAUUUUCGAGACGAGGAUCACGAUCGAAGGUGUGUUGUUUCCCGAGUUUUCCUCCGAGGAGGAAAGGGGACGAGAUUUCGAGAUUCGAAAUUAUUCACUCCGAGGUCUCGUCGAUUGUAAUCGUGUCCGUGGAUUCUUCUAACGAUAAUUAAUAAUCGAAUAUAUGGCACGUUGAGGGGAUGGGGUGUAAGGGUUGUAUAUGCGGUUAUAUAAGGGGAUGGUACACGAGAAACGAAAGCGAAAGAUUAGAAACGUAAUAAGCGCGAAAGGAAGACAUUUUUUCUUGUGGGGGGGUCUCGAGGAUGGCUAUAUUAAACGAGGAAAGAGAGGUUAAUGAGUGGUUGAACUAUGAAUAGAGUUUAGAAUAUAGUCAUUAUGGAAGAGGAGGAGGAGGAGGAGGAAGAGGAGGAGGAGUGACGAAGAUGAGAGGUUUUGAAAUCAUCGAUAAAUAUAUACGUUUUAUUGGAAAACAAAGGUUUUUCAGAUUUUCUAGUUAAGGGAAACUUUCCUUCGUUUCGCACGUCGGCCAAUUUGCUCGACGCCCAAAGAAGAAUAUCCUUGAAUUUCGUUAAAUAUUUUAGAGACUCGGCUCUAACUCGGUUAUCUCUCGACGUUCGUCGCCGCGGAUUCUUCCUUCCUUCCUUUCUUUCAAGCGGCGGUAAAUUGUUGAUUUUUUUGUCAAGACCGAAAGAAAGGACGAGGGGAUAACAAGGAGAGAAGGAAAACACGCGAAAAUAAAGGAGAAACGAAAGGGAAGAAGAAAACGUGGUCGUCGAACGGGGUCGAGAAUCGUGUUCUAGUGAUAGGCUACCUUAUCGUACUUGUGAACGCUCGACAAAGGAGGAAUAGAGGAGGAAGAGAGAAAGAGGUAGCGUGAGAAACAGAUGAGAAGAAGAAAAAGAAAAAGAAGAGGAAAAAGAGGAAGAAGAAGAAAAAGAAGAAGAAAAAGAAAAAGAAAAUUUUAUCCUGCAAUUUAUAUAUCGGUUGUUCUUCGAUGCGUUCUUUUUCACGCGGACAUUCACGUGGUUUAAAAUGAUCUAAUAAGAAGAUUGAAGUAUAUAUAAAUAUAUAAAUAUAUUAUAUAUGAAAAUAAAUAUGAAAAUAUUAUAUUAUAUGAAUCUACGUUUAAGAAUCGGUUUUUUUUUGUCUCUUAGUGUGUAAGGUUCUCUUUACAGCUGUGCUAGACAACUAUAGGUAUAUAUACGACGACACAUAUAUAUAUAUAUACACAUAUAUAUAUAUAAACGACAUUAAAAUUAACAGAAUUCACAUAUUAAUGUAUAGAAAAAUGAAAUACCGCUGUACGAAGUAUCUGCGUAUCGAUCGAUAAUACGAGCCUCGUACGGCUCAUCUUAGGAAUAAACAACUUGUAUCUGUUUAGCGAUUUAAAACUUCCAUGUACAAGUUUUUUACAUAGGGAAGAAGAGGCGAGACGAGUCGAACGAUCGAGCGGCGAUUCGUCGGACACGCGCGAUAAUCCUUUCGGCCUUUUCUCUUUCCGUUCUCUUCUCCUGGUGUGUCAGGAAGGAGGGCACAGCACAGAAAAUGAUAUACAAAGUACGAGAGACAAUAAGAGUACCUUAUCCCGGAUCGUCGGUAAAAAUCGUCCAUGAUGUUUGGCUGAAAGGAAAGAUCGAUGAAAAAAAUAAGACAAAUUCUAAAAAGCAAAUAUUUGAAUCGAAAUUACGAAGAGAAAUAUGUAUUUGCGAGGAGGAGGAAUAUCGUGCGUGUCCGAUAGAAGGAAAUUGCCGCGCGAUCUUUCACUGUGUAAUCUUUUUUUUUUUACGUUUGUGACACAUACAUAUAAGUACAUUGACACACUGUAAUAACGCGCGCGCACGAACACACAGGGACAGCAGGUAGACACUGAAUCGUAUGUUACAUACACGACACACAGGUGGUACACACGAAAGUCGAUGUUCUUUCAGUAGUCGCGAUUAUACGAAUAGCCGAGCCGCGUGGACCGUGAUCAGAGCAGAGACGCGUCCGAUCUUUUCUUACUAUAGCGCUACUCCUCGUUUAACGUUUUAUCGAGCACAUCCGGCUCGCUCGUUAGUCCAUUUUUUUAUUUCACUUCCCUAUCCACCCGAGUCGAGAGUUCUUCCGUGCGAUCAUUUAUCCUUCUCUCCCUUAUUAUUUUUAACUCUUUGAACCCUUACAUUUUACCCUUCUACUUGUUUAAUCGACUCAUCGAUGCUUGUAUACGAAUAGAUUAACAUCUCGGUUCAAUAAUCAAUGGUUUACGAGGAUUCUUUUUAUUUUCUUUUAUUAUCCUGAUCCUAAUCGAUAAAUAUAUAUAUAUUGUUUUUACGUUAACGAAUUCAAGGGAUCGGUUGACGGGGAAGAUCGAAUCGCACGGAAGAUAUGGCGAUAAGAAGAACGGAUUUUUCUUUUCAACGAUCAUGUUCGUGGAUCCAUGCCUCUUUGAGUUGAUCAGAUUUUUUUUUUUUUAACAAAUUAUCUAUCUUUUAUGCGGAAAACACGUUACUCUUUAUCAAGAUUGCAUUAUCAAGUUUGUAUUAACAUUAUAACGACGUCCAAGGAAUAUGAUAUGAUAACUCGCGAGUUCGAGAAUGCAUAUACGUAUACUUACACGCUAUCGUAGGUUUCUAGGGAUUUUUUUUUAGCGCUUUGUUCCCAACCGCGCCAAUUUCGAACUCGCGAUUUCUUCUUCGAUGAGAUCGAUAACGGUCCAUCGAGCGGGGAAUAAAAUAUGAUUUUUCCUGUUUUUCUUUUCUUUUCUUUUCUUUUUUUCUUUCCUCGUCGAUCCUGUUGUCCAUCGAGCCGAAAUCGCGCCACGGCUCGAUAUCUAUGCGAAAUGCGAAUUGUAAAUCUCUCGAGAGUUAUUCUCUUGAGAUCAUUUAAAUGGAGGAGGAAAGAAUAAUUCUUGAAAGCAACUCUGGAGAAAUUUAACAAACCGAAAAAUAUUCGCAUCCUUUUACCUUACCUUACCUUACCUUACACGUUGAAACACUAGGUUCGACAUUGAAUACGAUAUUCGUCGAGUUUUCAGUCGCGAGAAUCGCGGGUACGUUUAAUGAGGGUGAUUCUUCUCGAAAUUAUAUACAUUGUAGGGAGGACGAAUUUUUCGGAAACUACGAAUAAUACCUUAAUACCUCAAGUUAUUAUUAAAUUAUUGGAAACACUGUGUGCUUUUUAUCGUCCAUCGUCGGUUGUGUAGUAGUAGGAAAUUUUAGUAAAGGAGGAUUCUCGGUGAUCGUGCCCGCGGAGCCGCGCGCGUUUUUUCUCGUUUUCCAGCCCGGGUUAUUUUCAGGCGCAGAGACGUGGAAACAGGGGUGUGAAUGGGGGGAGCGGAACGAAAGAGAACGAGAGAGCGAAAGACGUGCAAGUACAGCGUUGCGAGCGCACCGAGAAUGGUAGACAGAGUGCGAGGGAAGAAAGGGUUGCAUGUUAAACGGAAAAAAAAGUAGAUGAAAAUAAUAAGAAGAAGAAGAAGAAGAAUUUAACCGAAUCGCGCCACUUGUGCAUCAACAAAAUACGCGACUUUAUCCAAAAGACGUACAAAGUGAGAAAGAGAAGAGUGAAUGAGAGGGCUGCGAAGAGAGGAUUAUAAAGAGAGAGAAAGACGUGUAUGAUGCCAUUGAACACGAACGUGGAACCGGAAGGGGAAAUCAAAUAGAGAGAGAUGCUGGAAGAGAGAGAGAGAGAGAGAGAGAGAGAGAGAGAUGGAUGAUUGGUGGCACAUAAUUCUUCCCAGUGGAAAAAAAGAAAAAAGAAAAAAGAAAAAUCCUUUCGGUUUCGCGUGUGUCGAGUCCCGAUUAAGUUUGACAGAUUAUAAAUCUCACUCCCUCCCUUUUUGCAAAUGCUGAUUCAGAGGCCACUGUUUUUUCCACGCCCACACGAUGACGAAGAGAGCGAGAGAGCGAGAGAGUGAGAGAGAUAGAGAGAAAGAAAGAAAGAAAGAGUAUUAGAGAAAAUGAAGAAAAAAAAAAGAAGAAGAAGAAGAAAAGAGAUUGAUUAUUUCCUUGUGAAGAAUCUCCUUGUAAUUUGAUGCGUGUAAUUUAAAAUGUACAUUGCCGAAAAAGAGAAAAAAAAGAAAAAAAAAAAAGAAAAAAAUAUGGUGUUGUUAUAAUAUCUGAAACGUGUUACGAACGACGAAGAAAUUUUAUCGAAGUGCGCUACUGGAGAGCGAUUUUGUUUUUUCUCGCGGACGGCGUUUACGUUGAUCCUGUUUCGCGCCUUGUCUCUCGACAUUAUUUAAUUAUUCUACCGUUGAUCCUUACGAGAAGAGAAAGUUUAUUAAUCGAGCGAGUAAAGUAGAUUCGAGUUAAAGAGGGAGAAGGGAUUGGAGAACAAAAGGAAAAAAGAAAAUAUAAUAAAAUAGGUUAUAAGAUCGAGCAUAAAGAGGAAGUUUUUACUUUUGAAAAA